Messenger RNA from Galendromus occidentalis (western predatory mite), 959 nucleotides. RefSeq names its product coiled-coil domain-containing protein 124. Gene Ontology annotation, molecular function: transcription coactivator activity. NCBI's taxonomy places the organism in Eukaryota, Metazoa, Arthropoda, Arachnida, Mesostigmata, Phytoseiidae. The transcript has 4 exons. Bases 288 to 959 code for a protein of 223 amino acids. The record is from RefSeq and is a predicted model, not a curated record. Gene Ontology annotation, cellular component: nucleus. Gene Ontology annotation, biological process: transcription by RNA polymerase II.
GCACUGUUCAGGCAGCCGUCGUCAUUACAUUUUGGCAGUCCUGUAUCCAGAACACAGCGCUCGGCCGAGCCAUCACUCUUUUGGAUCCUGUUGCUGUCCGGAGAAUUCAUCCCCGGCAUCAGACCGUGCUUCACACCGUCUGCUUCCGGAGUGGAGUUCGAGCGAGCAUUGUUUAUGCUUUCUUGAGAACUGGGGAGGUCUCAGAUUUAUUCUCCGAAUCCCGAGGGGAGCCGUGUUGAUAUCAUUGACAUCACCGACUUCCCGAAAGAGGAGCGACUCGGUGGAGGAUGCCGAAAAAACUAUCGACGAAUCAGAAGUCUGUUGAUGCCCGCGCCAGGAAAGACGCUGCGAAACAGGCUGAGAAGGAUCGCGUUUUGAAAGCCAAAGAGGAUGAACUCUGGCGCGAUGACGACAAACAGAUUGCAAAGAAACAGGCUCGUAAGGAAGAGAAGGAGCGGAAAGACGCUGAGGAGAGAGAACGCAAGCGAGAGCGCGAGAAACUGCUCCAGGAAGAAAUGGCUCAACUGAAGGGAAAAGAAGCUUCGAAGCCUCCACCGAAGGUCACUCGGGCCCAAAUCGAGAAGACGCUGCUUGCAGGGGGCUCUGCCACCCCUAAACAAGAUAAUGUCGUGGAACAGACUUUGGUUUUGGAAAACCUAAACAGAAUCGAGGGCGAUGCGCAUACGGCUCGGACGCUGGACGAGGCCAUCACUCUGAUGGGGAACCUGAACACCGCAGAAACAUUGAUCGACCGUCAUCCAGAGCGACGGUUGAAAGCAACGUUCGAAGCUUUCGAAGAGGCGAGAUUAUCAUCGCUGAAAAGCGAAUAUCCGAAUAUGCGUCUUUCUCAACUCCGUCAAAUGAUCCGGAAAGAAUGGCAGCGAUCUCCCGAGAACCCACUGAACCAGAGGGUCCUCGCAUACAAUGCGAAAGCGAAUCGCCAAGCUCAGGACGAAUGA